Molecule: messenger RNA, 2181 nt
Organism: Monopterus albus (swamp eel)
Lineage: Eukaryota; Metazoa; Chordata; Actinopteri; Synbranchiformes; Synbranchidae
Gene: rexo4
Product: REX4 homolog, 3'-5' exonuclease
Exons: 8
Coding region: 262-1509 (415 amino acids)
Biological process (GO): rRNA processing; DNA catabolic process
Cellular component (GO): nucleus
Molecular function (GO): 3'-5' exonuclease activity; nucleic acid binding
Source: RefSeq, a predicted model, not a curated record
AGAAACGUCUGGAGUUCGCUAAUGAGCAAUUUUAUCACUAAAUACGGAAACUGUCCUAAAAUAUGUUCUGCGUUGGUUUGGCUUCACGACAGAUUUGACCUGGGACAACAUUUCGUAGUGAGACGGUACUGACUUAUUUCUUUAACGUUACUUGUUAACCAAGUGACAGAGUUAUGAUGGUCCAGCGUGGCUGAGGACGGUUAGCACGUACUUCAGGACUUGACCCAAAUAAAGCAAAAUAUUUUACCGAGGGUGGUCACAAUGUCAAAGUCGAAGGCAAAGAAAACUGAUUAUCGAGUUCAAACAUAUCAUCCUACGUCUAAAGGGAAAAAGAGACACUGGUAUCAAAAACAGUUAAAAAUGGAACAGUCUCUAUUAGCCGACCAAAGAAAAGUCAAAGCUCAACAAGCGCAACCUCCAACAGAUGCACAGUGGUUCUCUGCCAACUGGAAAGCAUUACAAGAGAUAUUAAAGACCAGUCCGCCAGAGAAGAAGCAGUCUGUCGCUCCGAAACAGCAGAAUGGAGCUCUGCUGAAAAAGAAGGCUAAAGCUAACAAUGCUGAUCCCAGGCAGACAGACACUGAGAAAAAGGUGAAGCAGAAGACUGUUUCUAACAGUCUGGUCCCCAAGGACUCUCAGGGAUGCUUAAGGGUUCCACCUGUCUCAGGGACAAGAAAGUCUACUGCUCCAAAAAGGAAACAUGACAGUGGAAAGUCAAACAUUGAGCAAGCAGGGAAGAAACAGAAGUCCGUGACUGAAGAGAGAAAAUUCACAGCAGAGGACAUUUGGUUUGAUGAUGUGGACCCUGAUGACAUUGAGGCAACAAUAGGACCAGAGGCAGCACAGAUUAUAAGGAAGAAGGACAUUCUGAAGAACCAGGACCCAGAGAUGGCCCUGGUGAAGGAGAAAGCCUUUCCUGGCCUCACCAAAGCUGUGGCAAUUGAUUGCGAGAUGGUAGGAGUGGGUCCUGAUGGAGAGGACAGCAUCUUGGCUCGGGUGUCCCUUGUGAACCAAUUUGGGAAAUGCAUCUAUGACAAGUUUGUGAAACCCACAGAGAAGGUGACGGACUACAGGACCGCUGUCAGUGGGAUUCGACCAGAGGACAUCAAAGAUGGAGAGGAUGUGCAGACUGUGCGGAGGGAAGUUGCUGAGAUCCUGCAAGGCAGAAUAGCGGUUGGACAUGCCAUACACAAUGAUUUAAAGAUUUUACUCUUGGAUCAUCCAAAAAAGAAAAUCCGGGACACUCAGAAGUACAAACCCUUUAGGAAGAUUGCAAAGAGUGGUAGACCCUCACUGAAAGUCCUCUGUAAAGAAGUACUCAACGUGAAGGUCCAGCAGGGUGAACAUUCAUCUGUUCAAGAUGCACAAGCCACCAUGAGGCUAUAUACACUGGUGAAAAAACAGUGGGAAGCAGACAUUAGAGCCAGCCACAACACGGACUUAGACAAGAAGAGUGAGCGAAAGCCCAAGUUGCCUAAGCACAAGGGUGGGAAUCCCAUUGGAUUAUGAAUUUAGAACCAAGGACAGAUCCUCUCUGAAUCAGAGUUGACCUGACUGAUAUGAUCAUCAGUUUGUUUGUUUUUGUAAGAAAAAACUACAAGCAGGCUGAAAGUAACUGAUGUUGAACACUUAGGACAUUUGUGUACAAUCUAUCACAGCAGUACCUCAAAGUGAAGAAAAACAAACCGCAAAGAAUACAAAUGAAAAUUCACAUAAAGAUGUUUUUUUAAAAAGCAAUAACAGUGAUGAUGUGAGCCUGAGCCCCUCAGACAGAGCAUUCCAAGAUGUAAAAGACCCCAUUGUUUUGGCUGAUUUACCAAGACUUGAUCCAAUGCCAGGGCUGUUUUGCCUGAGCAUCUCAGGUUGUGACAUACAUGGGGAUUAAAACAUCUCAGAGCACAGAGCCUUUAUUUACAGUGAUACUUUGAGUGAUUUCCACCAUAAGGAUUUCCAGUUGACAUUUCCCAGAAUGUUAUUCCCACCAGUCAGAGGCAGGUGUUCAAAUCUUGUGCCAUCCAUUGGCCACUGGAACCAUCAUGCAUUGUUUUUGCAUGAUGAUUCCAGUGGUUUAUAAACUGUUUAGAUCAUUGGUUUCUAGUAAGUUGGUUUUUAAUCAUUUGAGUCCUGGUUACCUUAAAAGUUUGAUGUUUGGAAAGUAUGAAGUAAACAAGAGAGAACUUC